AUGACGCGAUCUGGUGAGCACGUCACGCGCCGCGCUUCGUGCCUUCUGCAUCUCCGCCUCCACCUUCGACUUCUGGUCAGCAAUCUUGACUUCCUCAACGACUCUCAUCAUCGACACGGAGGACAUUCGAGAGACAUGUCGGUGACAUCGAGAGAUCACGAGGAUCACGACGGUGCAGAGGUCGCGGAGGUGUUGUUGGCCUCGAGCGACGAGAGUCUAUCGCCAGAAGAUCCGCAAGACAAUUCCGACGAGCAAGAUGCUGCGAUGCCAAGCUCGCCGCCGCAAUCAAAGGAAGGCAUGUCUCAACCGCAAGAAGUGAUGGGUCCUCCAAAAAUAUCUGCAUCUCAGGCUCGAAAGCGAACCCGUGAUGAGAUGGCCAUGGCCGAUCAAGAUCAGUCAAGCAGCGCACUGCCAGGCGCCAUCAAUGCCUCACCUGUUUAUCAAGACGAGCAUUUUCGAGUCUCACGUGACACUUCAGCGACCAUUCGUCAAGACACUCAGACUCAGAGUACACAGUCGUACCAUGAUGCUCCACUCACCACACCUUGUCCCCCCGAGUCAAGGCCGCCGUCAGGCCAAGGCGACAACAUCGGCUUGAAGGCCUCGGCUUUACCAUCUCACCCACAGCAGCCGAAAGUCACUGCUGCUUCAGUCUCGUCUCAUACAGAAUCAGAUCUCGGAGAGUCAGAGCAGGAAUCCGAUGCUUCAUCUUCGACAAGAUCAAGCCGACCGGAAGAACGAAUACAGGCAUUUGACUGGGAUGAGCUCUUGAUACAAUAUCACGAAAAGAUGAACAAAGCUACCGCCGAAGAACACGGCAUUCUCAAAGAAUUCAGGGAGUUGAGCAAGUACUUCAACGUGUGGGCACAAACCGGCUGCGGUAAAGAGGUCGAUCGUUCUUUCAAGCGUCUGAAGACCCAGCAAGCCUACGUCCAAAAUGAAGAGCGACAACUUGAGGAGAAGCGAGUGCACUCUUUUGCCGAUUUGUUUCAUCCUGGCGAGCGAUGGACAACUACUACGGUGCGCAUUCACAGCGCUAACUCAAUACAAGACGCCAACGAGCAAGCGGAUGCUCCAGAGUCAACAGCGCCCAAAGAGCAGCAUCAUUACGCCUCUGGGUCGAAUGUUUCAGCGCAGCUGACGAGCUGGGCCACUCGUCUUUCCACCACGGCCGACGUGGAACCUCAUUUCAGGAGCAGCUAUCAUCCCGCUCGCUGCACGAUCAUGUGA
This is a messenger RNA of Zymoseptoria tritici IPO323, 1230 nucleotides long. RefSeq lists its product as uncharacterized. The transcript has 4 exons. Lineage: Eukaryota; Fungi; Ascomycota; Dothideomycetes; Mycosphaerellales; Mycosphaerellaceae. The coding region runs from base 1 to 1230 and encodes 409 amino acids. The record is from RefSeq and is a predicted model, not a curated record.